CAACAUGUGGGCGUCAAAUAUUUAACAGAAGCCCAUUUGAAGGGCUUCGAAAAAUACAAGUAUAACAGUAUUGACAAAGGAUUUCUCAGUGUUUAUGUUAUGCACCCGUUUUGGAAUAAAUGUGUAGAGUUUCUUCCGAUGUGGUUGGCGCCGAAUAUUCUAACAUUUGUAGGAUUUCUUAUGACGGUGGUUAAUUUUCUUCUGCUAUCCUACUACGACUGGGACUUUGAGGCAGCAAAUCCUGCAGAGAAUACAGUACCGCGGUGGGUGUGGUCAGUGGCGGCCUUAAAUAUACUGAUAUAUUAUAAUCUAGAUGGCAUGGAUGGCAAACAGGCACGGCGUACCGGUACAAGUGGGCCGCUUGGAGAACUGUUCGACCACGGCUUAGAUUCAUAUUCGGCUGUGCUAAUACCCAUCUAUAUGUUUUCGUUGUUUGGAUCGGACGAUUUGCCACCUAUUCGUAUGUUUUUCGUCAUCUGGAAUGUGUUUUUGAACUUCUAUUUGACCCAUGUGGAGAAAUACAAUACCGGUGUAAUGUUUUUACCUUGGGGUUACGACUUCACAAUGUGGGGCGUAAGCAUAACACUGUUUUUGACCACGGUAAUAGGGCCAGGUAUUUGGCGUGCCCGAACAAUUUUUAAUCUAUCAAUGGCCAAUGUGUUUGAAAUCAUCUUAAUCGGCUCGGGCAUUGUCACAAGCCAUCCAAUCAUCGUCAAAAAUAUUUAUAUGUCCUACAAAAAUAAGACUGGCAAAAUGAGGCCAUUUUUGGAAGCAGUUCGUCCAAUGUUCCCCUUCCUGUGGCUCUUUUUCUUCACCACAAUUUGGGCCUUCUAUUCGCGCAAUAACGUUCUGAGCCUGGAACCACGAAUUAUGUUCAUUUUAUUUGGAACUCUGUUCUCGAAUAUUGCGUGUCGUUUAAUUGUAGCGCAAAUGUCUGAUACCCGUUGUGACGGUUUCAAUAUACUCAUGUGGCCCCUGGUAGCCACUGUGGCUGUGAGCUGUUUUCCAUGGUAUGAGCAGGUGAUGGGCAGUGAAAUUGAAGCAAAUGUCGAAAGGUGGAUUGUUCAGGGUCUGACAAUAUUUGUGACCAUAGCUCAUUUGCACUAUGGACAUGGAUUGGUUCGGGAAAUGUGUAGCCAUUUCAAAAUACGCUGCUUCAAAAUUACAAAACCAACACCGGCGGAAGAAGAAAUGCAGCCAACGGCCGAAAUUGUUUAAGAAUAGCGAAUUACUUUGCUCGGGGCGAAGCCGAGGAACGCCACCAAAACAUGGAUCAGAUUGACAAAAUACAAAUUAAGAAAUAUUUUUUUAAUUAUAGUUUUAAGACGUUAUAUUUUUACAUACAUAAGUGCAUACAUUUGACACAUAUUUAUAUACAUAAUAAUAAAAUUGUAAUGACAAUCUGUUAA
Molecule: messenger RNA, 1409 nt
Organism: Musca domestica (house fly)
Lineage: Eukaryota; Metazoa; Arthropoda; Insecta; Diptera; Muscidae
Product: ethanolaminephosphotransferase 1
Exons: 9
Biological process (GO): phosphatidylethanolamine biosynthetic process
Cellular component (GO): Golgi apparatus; endoplasmic reticulum membrane
Molecular function (GO): ethanolaminephosphotransferase activity
Source: RefSeq, a predicted model, not a curated record